CUACUACCUACCUAAUCUCUGCAUACCCGCUGAUUCUACCGCCUUUGACGUCUGAUCUCCAAGCCAGCUUCUUUCCUUAGCAUUCCUUCCUUUGCUGUUUCUGGAUCUCACAGCUGUCCGCGAAUCGUCACAUUAUGGCACCUCUCCGCCUCCGCAUCGACGGGCGGACCUUCCGCGACAACAACGGCCGCGAAGUCACGCUCCAUGGAAUCAACGUCGCUGGCGAUGCCAAAUUCCCUUCCACCCCGGAUCAGCCUUCGCACGUCGCCGAGAACUUCUAUGAUGCCGACCAUGUCUCAUUCAUCGGUCGCCCCUUCACCGUCGACUCCGCCCAUGUCCACUUCAGCCGGCUAAGGAAAAUGGGAUAUAAUACCAUCCGCUACAUCUUCACCUGGGAGGCCAUCGAGCACGAGGGUCCGAAGAAAUAUGACGAGGAGUGGGUACAACACACCAUCGCCGUGCUUCGGCUGGCCAAGAACUAUGGAUUUUACAUUUUCAUGGACCCUCACCAGGAUGUUUGGUCGAGGUUCUCCGGAGGCUCGGGAGCGCCACUGUGGACCCUAUACGCAUGCGGACUGAACCCUAGGGCAUUCGACGUGACCGAGGCCGCUUUGGUUCAAAACACCUACCCGGAGCCCGAGAAGUUCCCCAAAAUGAUUUGGGCCACCAACUACACCAGAAUGGCAUGCCAGGUCAUGUUCACCCUGUUUUUCGCUGGCAGAGAAUUCGCGCCCAAAGCCAUCAUCGACGGGAUGAAUAUUGAAGACUAUUUGCAAGGGCAUUUCGUCAAUGCGUGCAAACACCUUGCUCAGCGCAUCCGCGAAGCCGGCGAUCUGGAGAACGACGUCGUCAUAGGUUGGGAGAGCAUGAAUGAACCGAACAGAGGUUUGAUCGGUUGGGUGGAUUUGUCCGUCGUUCCCAAGGAGCAGAAGUUACAGAAGGGUACUUCUCCAACAGCGUGGCAAGCAAUUCUCACGGGCUCGGGCAGGGCAUGCGAGAUUGACACUUGGGACUUUGGUGGCAUGGGUCCGUACAGGUCAGGGAGCGCUCUUGUCGAUCCCCAAGGCGUGACUGCGUGGCUGCCCGCGGAUUAUGACCACUCGCAUUAUGGAUUCAAACGUGAUCCAGACUGGAAGCUUGGAGAGUGCCUGUGGGCACAGCAUGGUGUGUGGGAUCCGUCCUCGGACACGUUGCUCAGAAAAGACUAUUUCGCGAAGAACCCGGCGACCGGAGAGACCGUUGACUACGAGUACUUUACGAACCACUUCUUUAUGCGGCACUAUAGGAGGUAUCGCGACGCGAUCAGGGGUGUGUUCCCUGAGACCAUCAUGUUCUGCCAGCCGCCCGUACUGGAGAUCCCCCCGACGAUAAAAAACACUGAAGACGAUGAUCCGAACAUGGUGUUCACGCCUCACUUUUACGACGGAGUGACGCUGAUGACGAAGAAAUGGAACCGGCUGUGGAACGUGGACGUCUUUGGCGUCCUGCGCGGCAAGUAUCUGACGCCCGCCUUUGCCAUCAAGAUCGGAGAGACAGCGAUCCGGAACUGCUUCCGCGACCAGCUGGCGGCCAUCAUGAAGGAAGGCCUGGACAACAUGGGCCCGCGGCCGUGCCUGUUCAGCGAAAUCGGCAUUCCCUACGACAUGGACGACAAGUACGCGUACCGCACGGGCGACUACUCCAGCCAGAUCCUGGCCAUGGACGCCAACCACUUCGCCCUCGAGGCCAGCCACGCCCAGGGCUUCACGCUGUGGACGUACGUCGCGACCAACAACCACCGGUGGGGCGACCAGUGGAACGGCGAAGACCUGUCCAUCUACUCGGCCGACGACGCGCCGCUGCCCUCGCCAUCACCCGCCUCCUCAAGCAGCGCCGCCGACCCAGCCUCGCCGGCCUACUCGCGCAGCCAGUCUUCGGAAACCCAGCGCGUCUCCCCCGCCAACCUGCGCGAAUCGCUGUCCGCAGAGCAGCCCAUGUCGACGACGACAUCGACACCAACGAAGCCCGGCCACCGCGCCGCCCAAGCCUACAUCCGCCCCACGCCUAUCGCCACGCACGGCCGCGUCGUGUCCUACGGCUUCGACCUGCGCGCCUGCACCUUCCGGCUCGCGCUCGACGCGCCUUCUCCUACCAGCGAGGCGCUGCCGACCGAGAUCUUCCUGCCCGCGUUCCAUUUCCCGCGCGGCGGCGACAACGGCAACAAUGCGACGACGGUCGAGGUCAGCGGCGGGAAAUGGAGCAUUGACGACGUGAAUGUGGGAAUGGGAGAAGGGGCCGAGGAGAGCGCGACGGUGCAGCGCCUGCGGUGGUGGCAUGCCGAGGGCGAGCAGGAGAUUGUGGUGCGUGGACUUGUGCGGAAGGUGGGGGAAGUGGUUGCGGGAACGGGGGAGGAAGAGGGCUAUCUGGAGCAGUGCCAGCAGACGGGGAAGAACUGCAUCGUCAUGUAGGUGCUCCUACCUACGUACGUACUCUUUAGGGCGGCCCGGUCGGGUACCUACCUAUCUUAGCUACUUCCAUGUGGCGUUGGGGCGUGGCGUGGCUAGCGGAAUGGGAUGGUUGUGCUUUCUUUCCUUACCUUGGUGGAUGGUGGAUGGGGCUUCGGCAGUUGGCGUUGACGGUUUUUUUUUUUUUUUUUUUUUUUUUUUGUUU
Messenger RNA from Aplosporella prunicola CBS 121167, 2649 nucleotides. RefSeq names its product glycoside hydrolase family 5 protein. Bases 135 to 2447 code for a protein of 770 amino acids. The transcript has a single exon. Gene Ontology annotation, biological process: carbohydrate metabolic process; ergosteryl 3-beta-D-glucoside catabolic process. Lineage: Eukaryota; Fungi; Ascomycota; Dothideomycetes; Botryosphaeriales; Aplosporellaceae. Gene Ontology annotation, molecular function: steryl-beta-glucosidase activity. The record is from RefSeq and is a predicted model, not a curated record.